Molecule: messenger RNA, 5131 nt
Organism: Pipistrellus kuhlii (Kuhl's pipistrelle)
Lineage: Eukaryota; Metazoa; Chordata; Mammalia; Chiroptera; Vespertilionidae
Gene: IL4R
Product: interleukin 4 receptor
Exons: 10
Coding region: 125-2527 (800 amino acids)
Biological process (GO): cytokine-mediated signaling pathway; production of molecular mediator involved in inflammatory response
Cellular component (GO): external side of plasma membrane; membrane
Molecular function (GO): cytokine receptor activity; protein binding
Source: RefSeq, a predicted model, not a curated record
CGGGCGGGCCGGGAGGCGGGGCGGCGGCCAGGAAAGCCCCGCACGGCCGGUCCCGGCCCAGAGGCCGCACUUCCCCGGGCGCCGCGGGAUGGACCGGGGCGCGCAGGGGCCCUAGGACCUCCCGAUGGGGCGGCUCGGCUCCGGGCUCACGCUCCCUGUGAGCUGCCUGAUCCUGGUGUGGGCGGCAGGCGCUGGGGGUGUGCAGCUCCGGCAGCAGCCCACCUGCUUCUCCGACUACCUCAGCACCUCCACCUGCGAGUGGAGGAUGGGCGGCCCCACCGACUGCAGCGCCGAGCUCCGCCUGACCUACCAGCUGGUCUUCCUGAACGAGGGAAACCACACGUGUGUCCCUGCGAACAGAGAAAGCACCAUGUGCCAGUGUGACAUGCUGAUGGACUACAUAGUCAGCGCGGACAUCUACCAGCUGGGCCUGUGGGCUGGGAAGCAGCGGCUGUGGAGUGGCUCCUUCAUGCCCAGCGAGCAUGUGAAACCCAGGGCCCCCGGAAACCUCACGGUGAACGCCACCGACUCCCACAUGUGGCAGCUGACCUGGAGCAACCCGUACCCACCUGAGAGUUUCCUGGCCUCUAAGCUCUCCUACCUGGUCAACAUUUCAAACGAAGACGACCCCACGGAGUUCCUAGUCCACAAUGUGACCUACAAGGAGCCUACCUUCCGCUUCCCGGCCAGCGCCCUGACGCCCGGGGCCCCCUACAGCGCGCGGGUGCGGGCCUGGGCCCCGAGCUACAACAGCCUGUGGAGCGAGUGGAGCCCCCCUGUCAAGUGGGUUCACUACUACGAGGGGCCCUGGGAGCAGCGCCUCCCACUGGCCGUGGGCAUCUCCUGCGUCGUCAUCAUGGCCGUCUGCCUGUCCUGCUACUUCAGCAUCCUCAAGAUCAAGAGAGAGUGGUGGGACCGGAUCCCCACCCCGGCCCGCAGCCCCCUCGUGGCGGUGGUCAUCCGGGAGGCCCAGGUGCCGAUGUGGGGGAAGAGCCCUGGGGGCCAGGAGCCGGCCAAGUGCCCGUACUGGAAGACGUGUCUGACGAAGCUCCUGCCCUGCCUGCUGGAGCCCGGCCUGGAGAGGAGUGACAGUUCUUCCAAGGCGGCCGGGAGCGGGCCUGCCCAGGGCCCCGGACCAGCCUGGCGCCCCGCGGAGGGCAGCAGCGCGGUGCUCUGGCCGGAGAGCAUCAGCGUGGUGACGUGCGUGGAGCUGCUGGAGGCCCCGGUGCAGAGUGAGGAGGAGGAGCAGCAGGAGGAAGACGGAGGGAGCCUCUGCCCCUCGCCCGAGAGCAGCGGGGCCGGCUUCCAGGAGGGCAGGGCGGGCAUCGCGGCCCGAAUGACGGAGCACCUGCUCCUGGACCUCCUCGGGGGCGCGGAGGGGGGCUCCUGCCCGCCAGGCUGGGGGCAGUCCUGCCUCCUCUCGCCCUUGGCAGGUGCCAGUGCUCAGGUGCCUGGGGCAGGCAAGGAGCCUCAGGAGGCCCCCCUUCGGGGCGGGGAGCAGCCCCCAGAGCGCCCCCCGGCCACCCGGACGCAGAGCCCCGCCCGCCUGGCUGUGGCAGAGCUGCCUGCCAUAGUCAUUGCCGACAACCCCGCGUACCGCAGCUUCGGCAGCUUGCUGCGCCCGCCCUCGGACCCGCAGCUGGCCGAGGACCAGGGAGACAGGGACCCCAGCGUCCUCCCUGCCCCCCAGCCCUCCGGGCCGCCUGCCGCACUCCAGCCUAAGCCAGAGACCUGGGAGCAGGGCCUCCGGCAGAGCAUCCUCCGGCUCCGGGCGGCUGGCCCCUCGGCCCCCGGCGGCUACGGGCAGUUCACGCCAGAGGUGUGGCAGGGCAGCACCCGGGGCGGCGAGUCGGGCAGCCCCCCCGGAGACGCCGGGUACAAGGCCUUCUCCAGCCUGCUGGCCAGCGGGGCCGCGUGCCCAGGGCCUCCUGGGGCUGAGGCCAGCAGCGGGGAGGGGGCCUACCGGCCCUUCCAGGACCUCACUGCUGGCAGCCCUGGGGUCCCUGCCCCUGUCCCCCUGUUCACCUUUGGGCUGGACACGGAGCCACCGCCCGGCCCUCAGAACUCGCCCCCCCUCACUGGCUCCCCGGAGCGUCCCGGUCUGGAGCCAGGGCCGCAGGGAAAGGACAGCCAGAAGCGCCCACUCGCCCCAGAGCAGGCCGCAGCCCCCCUCGGGGACGACCUGGGCAGCGGCAUCGUCUACUCGGCCCUCACCUGCCACCUGUGCGGCCGCCUGAGGCAGUGCCACGGCCGGGAGGAGCCGGGCCAGGCCCACGGCGAGGCCCCCCACGGCGAGGCCCCCCGCUGCUGUGGCUGCCGCUGUGGAGAUGGCUCUGAGCGCCUGGGGGGCCCCCCGCCAGGUGGGGUUCUGCUGGAGGCCAGCCUCCCUCCGGCCUCCCUGGCACCCCUGGGUGCCUCGGAGGAGGGCAAGGCCCCCCUGUCCUUCCAGCCUGGCCCCAGCAAUGCUCAGAGCUCGAGCCAGACGCCCCAGAUGGUGGCCAUGCUCUCGACGGGCCCACAGGCAUGAGUGCGUCCUAGGUGUGCGCCCUCCUAGGUGUGCGCUCUCGUUGCUGAGCACACCUCAGCCCUGCCUGCGAACCCCUCUCCCACCCCAUCCCCCACGCUGAGGGCAGCCAGGCUGGCGUGGCCGAGACAAGAGAAGCCGUGUGAAGUGAGGGUGUCUGACCGGCUAGGAGGCCGGACCUGUUCUCACACUGAGGAGCUCAGCGCGUGCCGCGGGUGGGAAGGCGGGAGCCGGGCCCUCAGAGCCGCCUGCAGGGACCGGGGGCUCCGGGCACCUUGGCUUGUGAGCGAGCUGUCGGCCACCUGAUCGGUCCACGCUUCGCCAGCGCACUGCCCCUGCCACGCCGCCCACGGCCUGUCUGUCCCCCGCUCACUCGGUUGCCCACGUCUUGCCCGGCUCCGGACGCUGAGCCUAGACACUAACCGAGCAACGGGGAGCGCCGGAGGCUUUGGGGCUGAUGGGAGCCCGGGCCUGGAGCGCGGCGAUGAGCCCAGCGGUGCCACCAUUCAGCGGCUCCGGUAGGCCGGCGCGGAGCAGGAGCGGGCAGGGGAGGGCGCUCAGUCAAGCAGGGGAAACGGAAGCUCUGAAAAACGGCGGUUACCGCGCAGUGACGGGUUGUGGGGUCCGGGAAUAAACACACCCAGCUGCCUUGGGGCCGGUCGGUGCCCUGCAGACACCGUGGCUGCAGCCACAGACCAGAGGGAGAGCUCCGCCCUGAGAGCCGGCUGAGCUGGGCGUCCAGACGCCCACACCAGGCACGUUUCACCUGCCCGCCGGCCCGGACCUCCCGCUGAGUGUGUGUGUGUGCACGCGCGUGUGUGUGUGUGUGUGUGUGUGUGUGUGUGUGUGCGUGUGUGUGUGUGUGUGUGUGUGUGUGAGAUUGUUUAAACCUAAUAUUUGUAUUUGCAGAGGAGGCUGGGACGGGAGGGGGUGGAGUUUUAUAUAAGUAAAGGUUCUUUCUCUCUUUUUUUACUUAUGAAACAAGCAUGCUUUUUAUCUUUAUUAACUCAUUGACUCCACACAGGACUCAAGUGCAAUGAGGUGAUCAGGAGGGGACCCAGGAAGCCUCCUGGGGAGCGGGCAGGGAGGCAGGUAGGGCGGAGGCCGUAGAGGAGGGAGUGUUAUAAACAGCGCCAGCCGGGCCGCUGCUGCCUGGUCCUGCCGGGAGCUUCGGAAAGCCAUGCACCUAGAGGUGUAAGCCUAGAGGUGUCCCUGCAAAGUGGGGUGGGGGCUGGGGUGUUGGUCGGCCCACUCCCCUCUGCCGCCGGUGGAGGCCACGGCAGGGCACUGGCAGCAGCUCCAAGCUUUGCCAAGGCUCACAGCUCAUUGGCAGGCCCACAGCUGAGCCCGCGUGUCUGUCACCCAGGCUCUGCCGUGAUGGUCCUCACACCCAGGUGGGUGGCCUGAGGGACUGGGCCUCCGACGGGCAGGCAGGGAGCGUAAGCUCCUAGGUCUGUGACUGUGUCUGUCACACUUUCAAAUGGAGGCUUGGCCGUUUGAAGUUCCUUCCUGCUCUGCCGUUCUAUGCAGCUCGCUGCCUUACAUGCAGCCUGAUUGUCCAAGUGUCUCCUUUAUUAUUUUUUUUAAGUGUCUCCUUUGUAUUGAGCCCAAAACUAUCGCUUUAGCUGCCAGAGUCCCCCUCCCCCCUCCCCCAGACGCCCAGUUUACAAGUGGGGACACAGCUUCAGGGAGGAAGAGGGGUUUGCUAAGGUCAGCAGUGAAUGGCAGAGCCUGAACUAGCCUCUGGACUUUGUGCCUUCAGGAGUCAUAACAAAACAUAAGAAUUAAAAAUGAAAAUAGCUAUUUAGCGCCAAGCAGUAUGCUAGAUGCUGUAUCUCCCCUGUGCCAGCUCUAGCAGGCAGGUCCAGUCGUCCCGGUUUCACAGCUGAGGAAGCAGCCCGGAGAGGCUGAGGUCUGGCCUCGGGUCCCACAGCGAGCGAGUCCCAGAGCCAGGCCUGCCUGCAGAGCUCCAGCCCCAUGGAGGCCUCUCCUGUACCGCACGGCACCAUCCGCACGUCAGCUCCAACCCGCUUUGUCUGAGCAUCGUCUCAGGAAACCCAAUUUAAGAAUUAAGCAGCAGAGAAAGUACAUUAGUGUGCGUGGUGGAGGGGCAGUUGGGUGAGGUGCAGCAGGAUGGAGGCAGAGUGUUUGUUCUCUCCUCAGGAUUUUAUAAGGAGGGAGACCCAGCUGGUGGGCUGAGGCUGAUGUGACAGAAAUAACGGGGCUUGGGGCUGGGAUGGGGAAUUAGGUAGAGAACCUCCGUCUCUUCCCUGCCUUUAACCACCUCCCAGGCUCCCGGGAGCUGGAGAAAGGCCACUGCUCUUGCUUCCCCAGCCCCCUUCUGCAGCUUAGGAGGAAGCAGAGCAGGAAAGCAGGUAGCGGGAAAGCCCACACCACACAUAUUUACUGAGCGCCUACUGUGCCAGGGGCUGUGCUGGGUGCUGAGGAGACAGUGAGAGGAGCUGCUUCCCUCCUGGACCUUAUAGUUCAGUUGGGGAGACACACAUGGAACAGACAAAAGAAAAAAUUGCAAACACCAAUGGGUGCUGUGCACCCUAAGAAAGACACCUACUAAGAAGGGCUCCUGGUGGCUAACUGGGCUCAAAU